AUGUCGCUUUAUGCCCUCAUCCGGAACGCAUAUGACCCAUCUACUGGAGAGUUCCAUCUAUGCGAGGAGGAAAUUGAAAUGAAGGGCCAUCUGGAUGGUAACCUGUGCAGGUGUACAGGGUACAAAUCUAUCUUGCAGGCGGCGAAAACAUUUAUACAAACUGAUUUACAGGCACAAAUGUCAGUCAUUCCCACCUCGAUCCAUCUCAAAGGAGAGAAAGAUGAAGCAAACUCGGUAGACUCAGCGGAGUCAGCAUCUCCUCCAGGAUCGUGCGGUCGUCCUGAUGGUUGUUGUCGGGAUACAUCCGGCUCGAGGUGUUCGUCUAGUUCACAGGAGGAUAAGGGCAGUUCCCAAACAAGUCUUAGUUAUGAAGAGGGAAAGAGCAUAUUUAUACCACAGUUCGACUUGAUUCCGUACUCACCUCGGACGGAGCUUAUAUAUCCACCUAGACUAUCCAAGUGCACAUCACAGCUCCUUUACUACGGUGACGAGAACAAGGCAUGGUUCCGACCUGUCACGCUGAAGCAGACUCUGGACAUCCUGUCCCUGUGUCCGUCUGCUACACUGGUUGGUGGAGCUAGCGAAGUUCAAGUCGACAUCCGGUUCAAGGGGACCGAGGUGGCUGUGUCUGUAUUUGUUGGCGACAUUGAAGAGUUGACACAGCUCACCCCUGUUGAGACGAACGGCAUCAUAACUGAGCUUCUUAUCGGUGGCAAUGUUUCCCUCAGCGAUAUUGAGACUGAGUGUCAUCGCCUAAUCCCCAGGCUUAGCAAAAGAGGUUCCGCCCUGUCUGCAACAGCAAAAACCCUACGGUACUUUGCCGGGCGUCAGAUCCGAAACGCCGCUUCCCUGGCCGGAAAUAUUGCAACAGCGUCACCUAUAUCUGAUAUGAACCCGGUACUCAUGGCCAUCAAUGCAACCGUCAUCUGCCAAAACAUCCAGGGGUUGCACUCUCUAUCCAUGGACUCUAUGUUCCUUGGGUAUCGCAAGACGGCUCUUCCAGCUGGUGGCAUUAUCACACAGAUCCGGAUUCCCCUGCCUCCGCUGGGAGUGCGGGAGGUUACUAAAUCUUAUAAACAGGCUAAGCGAAAGGAUGAUGAUAUCGCUAUUGUGACGGCUGGCUUCCGUGUCCGUCUUGACAACAAUAACAGGGUGAAGGAGGUCGCCCUCGCAUACGGUGGCAUGGCGCCUACCACUGUUCUGGCAUGUAAGACACAAACUGUACUAAAGGGAAAGGAAUGGGGUGUGCAGGAUGUCCUUGAUAAGGCUCUCGAUAAUCUACUAGAAGAUUUUAUAUUGCCCUUCAACGUUCCCGGCGGAAUGGCAACGUAUCGUCGGGCUUUGGCACUAUCUCUUUUCUUCCGGUUCUGGAACGAAGUUAUUGCUGAGUUCAAGCUCAACGCUGUAGCUAUGGAUACGACUGAGAUUCACCGAAAGAUCUCACACGGUACCAGGGACAACUACAACCCACAUGAACAGCGCGUUGUAGGAAAGCAGAUCCCCCAUCGGUCUGGCUUGAAACACGCCACCGGGGAAGCCGAGUAUGUGGACGAUAUGCCGGCGCAGCACCGUGAGCUGUUCGGGGCCAUGGUACUGUCUGAGCGUGCACAUGCGAAAAUAGUUUCGGUGGAUUGGACGCCGGCCCUGGCACCGGGUUUGGCGGUUGGAUACAUCGACCAUACUAGUAUCCCGGUUGAGAAGAACCUUUGGGGGUCUGUCGUGCACGACGAGCCAUUCUUCGCUACCGACGAGGUCCAUUCCCAUGGCCAGCCGAUCGGGUUAGUAUAUGCAGAAACCGCGAUCCAAGCGCAGGCUGCAGCGCAGGCUGUGGAAGUGCUCUACAAGGAACUGCCUGCUAUCCUGACCAUAGACGAGGCCAUUGAAGCGAAGAGUUUCUUCAAUCACGGCAAGGAAUUACGCAAGGGUGUCCAGCCAGAGAAGAUGGCAGAUAUCUUCACCCAAUGUGACCGUGUCUUCACGGGCACAACGCGAAUAGGUGGCCAGGAACACUUUUAUCUUGAAACAAACGCGGCCCUUGUAGUCCCGCAUACUGAAGAUGGAACAAUGGAUGUCUGGUCUUCGACUCAAAACACAAUGGAAACCCAAGAAUUUGUAAGCCAAGUCACCGGUGUUCCCGCAAACCGUAUCAAUGCCAGGGUCAAACGCAUGGGUGGUGCUUUUGGCGGCAAGGAGUCGCGCAGCGUGCAGCUUGCCUGUCUGCUUGCUAUAGCUGCAAAGAAAGAGCGGCGACCAAUGCGAGCCAUGCUUAACCGCAACGAGGAUAUGAUGACAAGCGGCCAACGCCAUCCUAUCCAGUGUCGAUGGAAGAUAGGUGUUAUGAACGAUGGCCACCUUGUAGCCCUCGACGCGGACUGCUACAACAAUGCUGGCUACAGCUUGGACAUGAGCGGGGCAGUCAUGGACCGCUGUUGCACACAUCUGGAUAAUUGCUACCAUAUUCCCAACGUGCAUAUCCGGGCUUGGGUGUGCAAAACCAAUACACACAGUAAUACUGCCUUUCGAGGAUUCGGUGGGCCCCAGUCGAUGUUUAUCGCCGAGAGCUAUAUGUAUGCCAUUGCCGAGGGAUUAAAUAUUCCUGUCGAUGAACUCCGGCGGCGCAAUCUCUACCAAGAGGGCCAGUUAACCCCUUUCCUCCAGCGGCUUGACGAGGACUGGCAUAUCCCACUGCUCCUGGAGCAGGUCCGCCAGGAGGCUAGGUAUGACGAGCGCCGUGUAGCUAUAACCAAGUUUAAUGCUGAGCACAAGUGGCGCAAGCGCGGCAUCUGUCUUAUACCUACUAAGUUUGGUAUCUCGUUCGCCACAGCAUUACAUCUCAACCAGGCCACUGCGUCGGUCAGGAUCUACACGGACGGAUCAGUGCUCCUCAGUCACGGCGGCACGGAGAUGGGUCAGGGCCUGUACACGAAGAUGGUGCAGAUCGCAGCCCAAGAGCUUAGUGUUCCUGUGGAUAGCAUCCAUACACAGGACACCUCUUCGUACCAAAGUGCUAACGCAUCGCCGACUGCCGCAUCAUCUGGAAGCGAUCUCAAUGGGAUGGCGGUCAAAAACGCUUGCGACCAGCUCAACAAGCGGCUACAACCAUACCGGGAGAAACUUGGGGCAGAUGCACCUAUGUCCCAGCUCGCACAUACCGCCUACCAUGAUCGAGUUAACCUCUCCGCUAGUGGGUUCUGGAAGAUGCCUAAAAUAGGGCAUCAAUGGGGUAACUACGACCCGGACACCGUGAAACCAAUGUACUACUACUUCACACAGGGCGUCGCCUGCACGGAGGUCGAGCUAGACCUCCUAACAGGAGACCAUACUGUCCUCCGGACAGACAUCAAGAUGGAUGUAGGCCGAUCCAUUAACCCAGCGAUCGACUACGGACAAAUUGAGGGCGCUUUUGUCCAAGGACAGGGUCUAUUCACCAUGGAAGAAAGUCUUUGGACAAGCAGUGGACAAUUGGCGACACGAGGCCCAGGUAGUUACAAGAUCCCUGGUUUCAGUGAUAUCCCACAGGAAUUCAAUGUGAGUUUGCUGGAGGGUGUGUCUUGGAAACAUCUCCGGUCGAUUCAAAGCAGCAAGGGAAUUGGCGAGCCGCCACUGUUCCUCGGGUCUACGGUGCUUUUCGCGUUAAGGGAUGCGCUACGCAGUGCUAGAGAGGACAAUCGAAUUGUUGAGCCGCUGGUGCUGGACAGUCCAGCGACGGUGGAGAGGUUGAGACUGGCUGUCGGUGACGAGUUAGUGAGGAAGAGUAGAGUGGAGAGGAAGGAGGGCGAGACAAACUUCUUUGUUACUGUUGCCUAA
Molecule: messenger RNA, 3807 nt
Organism: Aspergillus tanneri
Lineage: Eukaryota; Fungi; Ascomycota; Eurotiomycetes; Eurotiales; Aspergillaceae
Exons: 2
Coding region: 1-3807 (1268 amino acids)
Molecular function (GO): oxidoreductase activity; iron ion binding; FAD binding
Source: RefSeq, a predicted model, not a curated record